AAGGGGAAUGAAAAUCACAGCACCGGCAUUGGCUGCGGAUAUGUUGGCGAUGGUGUUAGGGGUCUCGGGCCUUCUGCUUCUCUUCCUGUGUGCCGGAUCAGAUUGCUGGCGGCAAGACGCCAAGGAUCCUCUGUCUUCCGUGGGCUUGAGUGUCCGGUGUCGGGGUCUGUGGAGCGAGUGCAUAUUUGAUAACGUGGCCAACCUCUGGACAUGCGAUAUUCCUAUCUCCUAUCUCAGCGAACACCCCGCUGUCCUUGUGGUCACCCGGGUCUUGGUCAUCCUCUCAAGCUUCCUGACCCUUGCUGCCAUGCCCCCUUUCAUCGCUGGGAUGAAAUGCACCAACCUGAUCCGUGACAAAGCCCCACGGAAGUACAAGUUUUCCCUGGCUGCUGGGACCUUGUUCCUCCUAGGAGGCCUAGCUGGUGCAAUUGCUGUCCUUUGGUAUGGUAUCGACACUGUGCAGAAGUAUAAAUUAGAGGUCACCUUUGGCAUUCCCGGUGUGACUUACGAACUCGGCUAUGCCUACUGGAUGGCCGCGGGGGGUGCCGCUUGCGCGUGCUCUGCUGGCAUUCUGCUGAUUGUGGCCAGCUGUCUCGAUGCCCAGAGUCUAGGAAAGGACCAGAGCCCUCGGCCUUGCCCUACUGAUUCCAAAGGCACCUACCUGUGA
Messenger RNA from Euleptes europaea (tarantolino), 667 nucleotides. RefSeq names its product claudin-16-like. Gene Ontology annotation, molecular function: structural molecule activity. Gene Ontology annotation, biological process: bicellular tight junction assembly; cell adhesion. The record is from RefSeq and is a predicted model, not a curated record. The transcript has 5 exons. Gene Ontology annotation, cellular component: plasma membrane; bicellular tight junction. NCBI's taxonomy places the organism in Eukaryota, Metazoa, Chordata, Lepidosauria, Squamata, Sphaerodactylidae. Bases 8 to 667 code for a protein of 219 amino acids.